UCUCAGCCACUAAAACUUCACAUACGAAUAACUUUCAAUAAUGAACCAACAUUUUGUUUAUUCAUUUACCGGGAAACUCACUGGAGCUUUGCAGGAAACUGAUCACUUGUUAUCAUUGUAACAAAUAGCUAAUGGCAGUUGAAGCUUAUAAAGUUCAUGACCUAAUAUCAACCAUUCGUGGAGCUUUCCGUUCAAAUUUCAUUUAUAUGCGAGAUUCCUUCAUCAUAUUGAGUGUCGUCUGGAUAUUUACCAUCCUUACAUAACUGUUACAACAAAAUGGAUAACCUUUCUUCAAGUGAUGAUGGCUAGCAAAAGAGCGACGAAAAUGGCCUCCAUCAACCACUUUCGCAUUUUCAUUUCUCUUUCUACUCUUAUACCUGUUUCAAGUGUUUAGUAACGCCCAAACAACUUUAUCCCCAGCUGUAUCCCCUUACACAAUCUCACUCUAUCUCCCUCUGCAAUCAAGAUUAAACGAAAAAUUGACAAUUUGAAUCAGUAUUUUGGUUCAACGUUAAUACAUCAAAUACAAGGGUUGGCUGUGAUCUACGAAUUAAACCAUGGAGUCAACAGCGUGGACUAAUAUGGAUGAACUGAGCAAAGGCUUCAGAGAAAUACUGAGCCAAAGUUUAAGUGAUUUUGAUCCAUUUUCAUCAUUUAAAACAGCUCUGUUUUAUAUCUUAAUAACUGUCUCUGCCAUGCAAACAUUUUAUCCAUUUCUUAUGAUAAUGGCUAUGGUAAUCCGACAGUUGAGUAUCCUUGCUCAUUAUUUUCAUGAGGUGGAUGAAGAUUCUAAAAAACACGGAGGACAGUUAAUAGCAACUGUUUUCAAGACUCAUGGAGUGGAGCAAGUAUUUACUCUAUCAGGAGGCCAUAUAUCACCAAUCUUGACUGGUUGUCAAGAACAGGAAAUUCGUGUAAUAGAUGUAAGACAUGAAGCUUCAGCUGUUUUUGCCGCUGAUGCUGCUGCAAGAGUCUCUGGUAUUCCUGGGGUUGCAAUAGUUACUGCUGGUCCUGGAUUAACCAAUACAAUUACACCAACACAGAAUGCCUUUAUGGCAGAGUCACCAGUUGUUAUCAUUUCUGGUAGCACGGCAACUCUUGCCAAAGGUCGUGGAGCUUUACAAGAUAUCGAUCAAAUGUCAUUGAUGAAGCCAAUUACUAAAUGGCAAGCCAGUGUUUCAAAAGUUAGAGAUUUAGUGCCAACCAUUCGUGAAGCUUUCCGUCAAGCUCAAUCCAAUACACCAGGGCCUGUUUUUGUUGAAUGUCCCUUGGAUGUUCUUUACCCAUACAAAGUUGUCCGUCGUGAAAUCAUGGGUAAAGCACGGGCCAGUACAUUUACCCAAAAAGUUGUUACUUGGUAUCUUGACCAGUAUACCAAAAAUUUGUUUGCUGGUGCAUUUGAUAUGGAUCAAGAAACACGUCCUUGGCCAGUCGAGUUGCCAUUUCCAAAAUCUAAUGACAUCUACAAAGCUGUUGAAAUUGUGUCAAAGGCUAAAAAGCCUCUCAUUGUUUUAGGUAGUCAAUCUAUUCUUCCACCUGUUGGCGGUGAAAAACUUUCUGAAGUUAUAAAAUCUCUUGGAAUCCCUUGUUAUCUUGGUGGAAUGUCCAGAGGCCUGUUGGGACAGUCGAGCUCACUUCAUAUGCGCCAUUGUAGACGAGAGGCAUUGAGAGAAGCUGAUGUUGUUAUUCUUGCUGGAACUGUGGCAGACUUUCGCUUGGAUUAUGGGCGUGUUUUAUCAUCCCGGAGCAAGGUUAUUGCUGUAAAUAGAAACAAAUCUCAACUAAAGAAAAAUCACAAAUUUUUCUGGAAUGCCGAAUUAUUAGUUCAAGCUGAUGUUGGUAAAUUUUUCCUUAAUUUAACCGAGAAGCUUGGUCAGUUUUCUGUUGACCCUGAAUGGAUCAAUACUCUUCGUGAACGGGACUCUAAACGCGACGCCGAGAUUUUAUCAAAAUCGUCAGCUCCAACUGACAAACAUCUUAACCCAUUAUCUGUUCUAACCAAACUUGAAUCUUUACUUCCUGAAGAUACUUACAUAAUUGCUGAUGGAGGUGAUUUUGUAGGAACCGCAUCUUAUAUUCUCAAACCAAGAGGACCUCUUCGGUGGCUGGACCCUGGUGUCUUCGGUACCCUUGGAUGUGGUGGAGGAUUUGCUAUUGGUGUUAAAGCAGUUCGACCAAAAUCAAAUGUAGUCAUUAUUUUCGGGGAUGGAGCUCUUGGUUUCAGUUUUAUGGAAUAUGAUACAAUGGUUCGCCAUAAGCUCAACGUCGUGUCAAUUGUUGGCAAUGAUGCUGGUUGGACUCAAAUUGAAAGGGAACAAGUAGUGAUUCUUGGGUCUGAUGUAGCCUGUAAAUUAGCUUACACAGCUUAUGAGGAAGCUGCUAGAGCUUUGGGUGCCGAAGGAUUCAAAAUUGACCGAACUAAUGAAACUGAAAUGGAAUCUAUAAUAUCUAAGUCGUUGGAAAUCGCUAGGACGAGUAGCCCUGUUUUGAUUAACACGUUAAUUGGUCGAACGGAUUUUCGAGAUGGAUCUAUUUCAGUUUGAAUUUUAGAUAAUGAAUAUGUACAUGCACAUGUAAAUUAUAGCACAUGUAUUAUAAUAUAUAAUAUUAUUACAUGUGACAGUAGAGAAACAAAUA
Molecule: messenger RNA, 2637 nt
Organism: Tetranychus urticae (two-spotted spider mite)
Lineage: Eukaryota; Metazoa; Arthropoda; Arachnida; Trombidiformes; Tetranychidae
Product: 2-hydroxyacyl-CoA lyase 2
Biological process (GO): L-valine biosynthetic process
Cellular component (GO): acetolactate synthase complex
Molecular function (GO): magnesium ion binding; thiamine pyrophosphate binding; acetolactate synthase activity
Source: RefSeq, a predicted model, not a curated record